AAAAAACUCAAGGUAUCAGCACUAUCAUAUCAGAGGGGUGAUAAAGAAGGACACGUAUAAAAGAAUAAUGUGAUUUAUGCGAGUCACGUAUGCUAUUAUUUUUCUCUUUUUAAGCCUGUGAGAGAGGGGAUUGCACAGAGGAGCUCUUCCUUUCACCCACUCCCACUCUCUCAAUAACAGCAACCUGCUCUCCCACCUGUCUCUUGCUGUACACUGGGAUUCCCACAUCUUUCUAACCAGAUCUAAAAAGCCCUGGAAGCAUGCCGUGCGGCGUCGUGAAGUCCUUUCUGGGGAGCCUGUCUCGGAGGAAGCCCCUGGAGCCCGAGGGGGAGCAGUCCACAUUUAACCGAUGCCUGACCACCCUGGACCUAGUGGCCCUCGGUGUGGGCAGCACCCUGGGAGCCGGGGUCUACGUCCUGUCCGGAGAGGUGGCCAGAGACACUGCUGGACCCAGCAUCAUCAUCUCGUUCUUCAUCGCCGCUCUGGCCUCUAUAUUCGCCGGGCUGUGCUACGCAGAGUUUGGGUCCCGGGUUCCCAAAACAGGCUCAGCGUACCUUUACAGCUAUGUUACAGUGGGAGAACUGCUGGCUUUUAUCACUGGGUGGAAUCUGUUACUAUCCUACGUCAUAGGGACAUCAAGCGUUGCACUGGCAUGGAGUGGCACAUUUGAUGACCUCAUAGGGGGGGUCAUAUCAAAAUACUUAGAAGAGAAUGCAGCCAUAGGCCUUCCUGGCCUGGCACCUUACCCAGAUGUCUUUGCUGCAGUACUCAUCCUGCUACUCUCAGGUGUGCUGGCCUUUGGAGUGAAAGAGUCGACGACCAUCAACAAGAUCUUCACAGCAAUCAACAUCCUGGUGCUGCUGUUCGUGACCAUCUCUGGAUUCAUCAAGGGAGACCUCUCCAACUGGCAAAUCAGCGAAGAGGCUCUGAUAAACGCCACAGCAGAACUCAAGAACCUGAGCUCCACUGCCAAUCUGACAAGUGUGUAUGGAGUAGGCGGGUUUUUCCCUUAUGGCAUUUCUGGAACCUUGGCUGGAGCCGCAACGUGUUUCUAUGCCUUUGUCGGAUUUGACUGCAUCGCCACAACAGGUGAGGAGGUGAAGAACCCUCAGAAGUCCGUCCCUGUGGGCAUCGUGGCCUCACUGCUCAUCUGUUUCCUGGCCUACUUUGCUGUGUCUGCUGCGCUCACCCUGAUGAUGCCCUACUACAUGCUCAGUGAGAAAAGCCCACUACCAGUGGCAUUUGAGUACGUCGGCUGGGGUCCUGCCAAGUACGCCGUGGCCGUGGGAUCGCUUUGUGCCCUGUCCACCAGCCUGCUGGGUUCCAUGUUCCCGAUGCCCAGGGUGCUGUUUGCCAUGGCGAGAGAUGGCUUGCUCUUCCAUCCCCUGGCCAAAGUCACUGCCAAAGGCAGUCCGGCUAUAGCUACAAUAUCGUCCGGAAUUGUGGCAGCCAUCAUGGCUCUGCUGUUCGAUUUGGAAGCCCUGGUGGAAAUGAUGUCCAUCGGCACUCUGUUUGCUUACACUCUCGUGGCCAUAUGCAUUCUAAUACUGAGGUACCAGCCCAGCCCUUCGGAAGAAUCAGACCUGCAGAUCAUAGAAUCGAACACCAGAUUCGGCUUCCUGAAGCCACCACCAUCGCCCAACUCAUCGACGUCCCGAACAGUCACAAUCAUGACCGUCAUCGCCGUUGCAUGUGUGGCCGCACUGUGCAUCAUCCUCACUCAAGCCAUAGAUGCCGUGUUCCGUGCGGAACCGUGGAGCCUGGUGCUUAUUUGCGCCCUCGCGGCCAGCGUGGUGAUCAUCACUUUCCUCAUCUGGAGGCACCCACAAAAUCCCACCAAGGCAACUUUUAUGGUGCCACUGCUCCCUGCUCUGCCUGUAGUGAGUACACUCAUCAACGUCUACCUGAUGGUGCAGCUGGGCGGAGACACUUGGUUAAGAUAUGGUCUCUGGAUGUUAGUGGGGUUACUCAUCUAUUUUGGCUACGGGAUCCGCAACAGUGUUCAGAAGAAGCGCCUCAUGGGCAGGCGGACGGAGGUCGACACUGUCAGCGGUAAAGAAGUCAAUUCCAUCAAAACGGACGUCAUUAAAGAAGAGAAAUUCUGAGCUUGUUCGGGCCUGAGAGAGUCCGACUCAGAUGUUACAGCGAGUAUCUGCUUUAAGUGUGUGACCAUGUGCUGGUGCUGAUCUGUCGCUGCAGCGUCUCAGUCUGAGAGUGUCAGGGCGACAGGUGAACAGUGUUGUCCACACAACACAAGACAUUCUUCACAUCCAUUCACAAGACAAGUCUUUACUGUCGACGGAGUUUGUAAUUUAUCAAAAAUGUUGCUGUUGCCAUCAAUGAAACGCCGCCUGACAUAGGUUUGGACCUUCAAGAUAUUCAAGGUGUUAAAAAAUAGGGAAUGUGGACAUUUCAUAAAACCACGUGUGUAUGAUUCAUCACAGAUCUAAGAGCUCACAUUUAAAUUAUUAUUAUUUUUUUUACUACACUCAGUGUCAGAGCAAUGUCUGCGGGCCUCAACAUUCUCAAUCCAUUUUAAAAAAAGAAGGAAAAAAGAAUUUCUUUACGCCAAAAUAACACGUUUACACUUUUGAUGUGAAUUGUACAUUUUAAAAAGAAUAUGUAAAUUUCAUACAAUUGUAAUAAUGAUUAUAAAUAACAGAAUAGUUGUUGUUUCUAUGUAUAAAUUGAUGGUGUUGGACUGUAGACCAUUUCGUGAAAUGUGUUUUUUUUGUUUGAAUAUUCACUUUAUUAAUUGUGCAUUGUGUAAGUGUAAAUGUGAAAACUGAACAUGUUUGCUAAUGAUUUGUUGUAAAUGUUUUCCUUCAUUUAAAAGUCCUGUUCCACUUGUAAUCUUGGAUAAAGUGCCAUGCAGAGACGGCUCACUACCCAGAGUUCACUGAGAACAGAAUGACCUUUCAGCGCAGCUUACCUGGGUCACGUUCAAAACUGAGGCUUAGCCACUGACUCAAAAGGAAAGGUCCACAUUGUUCUCACUGGCUGCUGCAUCUUACACUCAAACAUCCACAACUCUUAUUUCUUCCCCUGUGUAGAAACAUGUAAUUCAGUGGGGGGUGAUUAGGACAUGAUGAUGUGCCAUUGGAUGUGUGUGUUAUUUAUUGUCAAGUCAUACUCUUUUAGCCUGAAGGCUUUGCAAUGUGUACAGUAGAUGAUUAUGUUUUAGAAAGAAGUUGGUUUAAUCUGCUGACUUCUUCACCAUCCAGCUCUGUGAAAUCCACCUGUAGGCUAUUUAAUGUAUCAAACACCAUAACAUUUGAGAAAAUAAAGUGUUUUUUUGUUGUA
Molecule: messenger RNA, 3303 nt
Organism: Scophthalmus maximus (turbot)
Lineage: Eukaryota; Metazoa; Chordata; Actinopteri; Pleuronectiformes; Scophthalmidae
Product: cationic amino acid transporter 2
Exons: 12
Coding region: 261-2105 (614 amino acids)
Biological process (GO): transmembrane transport; amino acid transport
Cellular component (GO): plasma membrane
Molecular function (GO): amino acid transmembrane transporter activity
Source: RefSeq, a predicted model, not a curated record